AUGGACCGCACCAACGCCGACUUCCCCCAGCAGACAGGAUUGCCUUCGCCGUAUCCCAGCAAUUUUGGUGGCGACGCUCAUUCUGAAGCUUCAUCCGCAGACCACGCUUCUGCCCAGUCGUACCCGCCGCCCCCCAAGGACGUCGCCUAUCCCGCCUCUGCCACUCCAGCCUCCGACUACGGCGUCUAUCCUCCUUCCGCCCGGUCGAACUCUGCCUACCCGGAUCACGUCCAGCGUUCAUACCACCCUGCCUCGUCCCCCUCUACCGGCAGCAUGGCGCAACAAAACAGUCCGUCUCUGCCCCAGUCGGAUGGGCGAAACCAUCAAUCUCCCAUCGUCAAUUCUGACACCCAAGUGCCUAUAGAUCCGUCCAUUGCCCAGCCCAGUCCUACUUAUCCUUAUGCCCAGCACUCUCCCUAUGCGCCUAACCCGGACAUGGCGCAUAGCUACUCUCAUCCUAACUCUAACAUGUAUGCCCAGCCCAGGCCCGAAUGGGGAGGGUACGCCGCUCAGCACGCUGCGCCGCCUCUUACCCCAGGCCAUCAAGUCUAUGGACAAUCUCCAGCAUCUGCUCCUCAGCAGCAGCGCCCCAGCCAGGUUUACUCGUUCGUUCCGAUUCCCGGCGCCCAACAACACAAGCGACCUCGCCGUCGCUACGAAGAAAUCGAGCGCAUGUAUAAGUGUGGGUGGAAUGGCUGCGAAAAAGCCUACGGUACUCUGAACCAUCUCAAUGCUCACGUUACCAUGCAAUCCCAUGGCCAAAAGCGCACCCCAGAGGAGUUCAAGGAAAUUCGUAAGGAGUGGAAGGCUCGCAAGAAGGAAGAAGACGCUCAGCGCAAGGCCGAGGACGAACGCCAGCGCGCCGCUGCUGCUGCGAAUGGUGGUCAGGAAACCGGUCACGACGGCGCUUCUGCAUCAAACUAUCCUGGAUCAAGACAGCCCGUUCAGCUGCCUCCGAUCGGCUACCAGCCUCAGUACCCCGCGCCUCCCUCUGGUGUCAACCAGCAACCCUUGCCGGAAUACGGCGCUGCUGGGCACAUGUAUCCUAGCUACCAGCCCCAUUCGCCCUACGGCCAGCCGAACCCGAACCUAUACAACCAGUCCAAUGGUGGUCAGCCCCCCAACCAUUAG
Beauveria bassiana ARSEF 2860 is the source of this 1131-nucleotide messenger RNA. Its product is annotated as putative transcriptional regulator. The coding region runs from base 1 to 1131 and encodes 376 amino acids. Gene Ontology annotation, biological process: regulation of DNA-templated transcription. The record is from RefSeq and is a predicted model, not a curated record. The transcript has 4 exons. NCBI's taxonomy places the organism in Eukaryota, Fungi, Ascomycota, Sordariomycetes, Hypocreales, Cordycipitaceae.